GCUGCAGAGAGCGGACCGCAGAGUCAGAGCGCAGACACUCAGUCCGCAAGCACCGCGGAGGAAACACAACGGAGUCUAUGUGUUUGGGAUUUUGUUUUGUUUAGGUUUUAAUCAGUCAUGGCAGCGGGAAAAAUGCGCUCCACACGCAGACUACGCUCCUGGAUCGUCGAGCAGGUCAGCAGUGGAAAAUACCCCGGGCUGGUGUGGGACGACGAGGCCAAAACCAUGUUCCGCAUCCCGUGGAAACACGCGGGGAAACAGGACUUCCGCAAAGACGAGGACGCCGCCAUCUUCAAGGCGUGGGCAGAGUACAAAGGAAAGCUGACAGACGGAGGGCAGGACAACCCGGCCUCCUGGAAGACCCGUCUGCGCUGUGCCCUCAACAAGAGUCCAGAGUUUAAGGAGGUGAUGGAUCGAGCCCAGCUGGACAUAUCUGAGCCGUACAAGGUCUACCGCCUCGUCCCCUUCAGCGAGCAGGGUUUGGUGGCUCCUGAAAAGAAAGGCCGCGAAAAAACGUCCAGGAGGUCGAAGAGGAGGAGCAGCGAGUUGGAGAGCGACGAUGUCAGUCGUGACAAGCAGAUAAAGACGGAGGAGGUCACGUCUCAGCAGCAUGUCGAAGACGUUCUGCUGCAGAGCGACAUCAUCGUCGAGACAGAUGAGCCUGUUCAGCACACAGCCUCCAUCCCGAGAGAUGUGGUCGAUGAGAUCAGGCUGGAUGUGCGGAUCGAGGAGAGCGUCCCUGCUCCUCAGGGAGACCAGGACUCCUUCAAUGUGGCCGUUCACUAUUUAGGACAAGAGGUUCUCAACCGUCAGAUCCAGGGAACUGACGUCCGGAUAACGUACCUGCCUUCCUCCCUCAGUCCCCCGACGCCGGCCGUCCUCAAAGGCAGAUUCCCACGCGUCCCUCUGCCCGAGCCGCCCUCCACGCUGCCGGCCAGCCCAGAGCUGCAGGCGCUGUUCACGCUGCUGCCCUUCAUGGAGAAAGGAGUGGUGCUGACUUCCACGCCGCAGGGAGUGUACGGGAAGAGGUUCUGCCAGGGACGGGUGUUCUGGACGGGGCCACACAUGACCACACCGGGGCUGCAAAAGAUGGAGAGAAACACUGAGCCGGUGCUGCUCUUCAGUAAAGACAUCUUCAAGCAACAGCUGGACCAGUUCCGUUCGAACGGCGGCGAGCCGCCUCAGUGCAACGUCAUUCUGUGUUUUGGAGAAGAGCUGAGUAACACGGAGGACCCGUCCAGAAAACUCAUUAUUGUUCAGAUCACUUUCCCGUGGGCAGAGCAGCAGGUCCAGAACGCUCAGUCCAUCUUUGAGUCCAUCACCAUCCUCCAGACUCUGGCCAGUCAGUCUCCGCUGGGUGAAAUAACUCUGAACCUGGUCACUGUGCCGACAUCCGAGACCAUCACCUGCGGGACGCUCUGAGCACUUUAGGCAACGUGAGGGGUUUAACUCCAAGAAUAAGACCCUAUCAUUCCCACCACCACCACCACCAGUUUAAAACGUGACCACCAGGGGCUGAGCAAUAUGUCGGCAUGUUUAUCAUUUAUCAUGUUUAUCAAGUUACCAGAUCAUGUAAAAUAAUUUUCUCUGUCCAGUUUAAAAACACAGAUUCAUUACAGCCUGAAUUGUCCCUGAAUGAUAAUAUAACUCAUGUCAAAAUAAGAGUCUCUAGUUUGUGUGGUAGUUGCAUUUAUUACAUACCACUCAGCCCCUUCACAUGUAUAGCACUUAAACAUAUGAACACUUUAUGGUUGGAGAUAUAAUAGUGAACUUUCUGUCCCCUGGAAGUGGAUUUUCAGGGGUGGACUUUGGUCCCUGAUGUCCUCGGAGAUUAGUUGGUGUACUGGAAGCACUACGUGUAAACCAACACUGAGAGGUCGUCUUUACUCUUUAAAAAUGUGACGUUAACUCAAUGCUUUUCACCUUUUCAUUCCCCCAGUUUAAAGGGUUUCAGGCCUUUGAAUGAAAAUUUAGUAGAAUUUAAACGGGUCUGAAGCGGCGUUCAGUCAGGACAGUCCCACUGAACCUCCGCCUACUGCUUCGAAGAUUUCCUGCCCAGGAUCAGUGAAACCUGGAUCACUUCUUUGAGAACUGCACGUAAUUCUGAUGCUGUUUAGACAUUUUUAAAAAAAUUUUUUAAUGUUUUACUGUCAGAGUCUGUCGUAGCUGCUCUGGGGGCCAACAAAAAAACAGAAACUCCACACAAAAGCCCUGCAGUGAACACAGUCUGCUGAAGCUCAGAAUGUCUGGUCGUUUGUUGAGACUGUCAGGAAGUUUUUAUACACAUUUUUUUUUCCCAAUGUGGCAGUUUGGUGAAUUGUCACGCAAAUGUCCCAUUAAAUGUCUCUGUGUUUACAUGUCAAACACUGUUCCUCUUUCCCACCACAGCUAACUGUUUCUGGCGAGAGCCGGAAUGAUUUAAAACACGUUUCCUCUUGAAAAGUUACUCGAGUUUAAGGAGCUUGCAGCUGAUGCAACAUCAGUUUAGGCAAGAACUCGUUUGCUGUAAACGACGAAGGCAGCUACACACAUGAGUCGUGUUAAAAACACAUAAGCGUUGUUUGUUUGGCCUUUAAAAGGAAUCUGACAUCUCUGAGGUUUCGGGGCAACGCACAGAGGCACGAGCUGACAUUCCUGCUGCGGAACAGACACUGAACAGGAUUUACUGUUGCUUUCAAGUGGCGUGUAACUGCCAUGUUCAGAAAAAAAAACAAAAAAAAACGUCCAUUUGAGGAA
Toxotes jaculatrix (banded archerfish) is the source of this 2736-nucleotide messenger RNA. RefSeq names its product interferon regulatory factor 9 (gene irf9). Gene Ontology annotation, molecular function: RNA polymerase II cis-regulatory region sequence-specific DNA binding; DNA-binding transcription factor activity, RNA polymerase II-specific; protein binding. The record is from RefSeq and is a predicted model, not a curated record. Gene Ontology annotation, cellular component: nucleus. Gene Ontology annotation, biological process: immune system process; regulation of transcription by RNA polymerase II. NCBI's taxonomy places the organism in Eukaryota, Metazoa, Chordata, Actinopteri, Toxotidae. The transcript has 10 exons. Bases 118 to 1422 code for a protein of 434 amino acids.